UUGGCCAACACAUCAGAUAUUUUCGAUUAUCUGUAUUACUAUAUAAUAUUUGAUCUGAUCGCUCUUAUAAAUUUGCAGGCAUCAUUCAGGCGAAACAAGAGAACCAACAAAGAAGAAACAGCCAAAUCAAAAAAGGCCAGCUCCCAUCAUUUUAGGAGAAGCAAGAGAACCAACGAAAGAAGGAACACCCAAACCAAAAAAGGAAUUGCAGUUUCAAGAAGAAUGGCACAUCAUAUUGAGAUUACCCAAAUGGAUCAUCAAAUUCCACCACUUGUUCAAACUUCUGUAAAUAGAAGACGGGAGAAAGAUGAUCAUUUAAUCGAGAUCAAGGAGCGAUUAAAGUUACAAAGAGAUAAAUCUUUGAAUCAAAUCUUUGAUGAAAGAUUUGAGGAUUUGGACAAUUCAUCUAUCAAAUCCACUACCAUAUUCAAAGUAAAUGCGGGCAUUCGCGAAUCAAACCCAGAUGCUUAUACGCCAAAGAUGAUCUCCAUAGGUCCUUACCAUAAAAGAAAUCAAGAACUUCACUCAAUGGAAAAGUACAAACUAGUAUACCUACGACGGUUUCUCCAACGAAAAGAGGGGCUUGAUGUGGAAAGUUGCAUAAGACAAUUGGAGGAACUAAAGGAUGAAGCACUAAAGUGUUAUGACAAUAUAGACAGUGAUAUUGUUGGCAAAUUUUCGGAAAUGUUGUUACUUGAUGGCUGUUUUGUGGUUGAGUUUAUUCGAGAGAAUUUUGAAGUUAAGCUUAGAAGAGAUUACCCCCUAAUUAUCAACGCGCUAUGGAUGAUGUGUCAAGUAUGUCGAGAUUUAUUGCUACUAGAAAACCAACUCCCUUUCUUUGUCCUCGGCAAACUUCAUGACAUGACAAAGCGUCCUGAAGAUCUAGAACCCGACUUCAUACGUAUGGUGAAAUCAGCUCUUUGUUAUAUUUCGCCAAGUAAGAUACCUAUGCUCAAAUCAGAAAUUGAUGGUGAUGAAAGAAAAAUUCGAUCAUUUACUUCAUAUGGUACACAUGUUUUGUCGCCCAUCAGAGAUGACGAAAACUAGCCAAAUCUCGAAUUCUAGCAUGAGAAAGGAAUGUUGCAAUAUUAAAAGAUUUCUUGGAAUGAACUUGCGACUAUUUAGGUCAAAAGAAAUCUCUACCUCUAAUUUUUGUCAGUCUUGGCAAGCUCCAAGUGCAACAGAGCUUUAUGAAGCUGGAGCUAAUUUCUUAAAACUAGGAAGUUUCGAAGAAGAUCUUAUGGAUAGAACAACUAUGUUCGAUAUCAAGUUUGAGAAUGGAGCGAUACAAAUUCCUUGUUUCAUAGUUGAAGAUUCAA
Nicotiana tabacum (common tobacco) is the source of this 1319-nucleotide messenger RNA. NCBI's taxonomy places the organism in Eukaryota, Viridiplantae, Streptophyta, Magnoliopsida, Solanales, Solanaceae. The record is from RefSeq and is a predicted model, not a curated record.